Molecule: messenger RNA, 5214 nt
Organism: Sorex fumeus (smoky shrew)
Lineage: Eukaryota; Metazoa; Chordata; Mammalia; Eulipotyphla; Soricidae
Product: 2'-5'-oligoadenylate synthase 3-like
Exons: 22
Coding region: 14-4594 (1526 amino acids)
Biological process (GO): negative regulation of viral genome replication; defense response to virus; regulation of ribonuclease activity
Cellular component (GO): nucleoplasm; membrane; cytosol
Molecular function (GO): 2'-5'-oligoadenylate synthetase activity; double-stranded RNA binding
Source: RefSeq, a predicted model, not a curated record
AGACCUCGAGACCAUGGACCUCAAAACCACGCAGGCCCGGGAUCUGGACAAGUUCAUUGAAACUCGCCUCCUGCCCGACACACCUUUCCGCCUGCAGGUGAAAAGAGCUGUCCACAUCAUCAGCAGUUUCCUGAAGGAGCGCUGCUUCCAGAGCUCCCCGGAGCCCGUGCGGGUGUCCAAGGUUGUGAAGGGUGGCUCCUCGGGCAAAGGCACAUCCCUGCGGGGCCGCUCGGAUGCCGACCUCGUCGUCUUCCUCAACAACCUGCGGAGUUUUCGGGAUCAGUAUGACCGCCGCGCGGAGUUCAUCAGAGAGAUCCGGAGACAGCUGGAAGCCUGUCAGAGGGAGCGCAGCUUCGAAGUGACGUUCCAGAUAAACCCACACAGCAAUCCCCGCUCACUCAGCUUCGAGCUGAGGUCACGGGCGGUCUGGCAAGAGGAGUCGGUGGAGUUUGACAUCCUCCCCGCCUACGAUGCCCUGGGCCAGUGGACCAAAGGGCAAAGGCCCGACCCCCAAAUCUACGUCAUGCUCAUCAAAGAGUGCCGAAAUCUGGGGAAAGAGAAUGAGUUCUCCCCCUGCUUCACCGAGCUGCAGAGAGCCUUCCUGAAGGAGCGCCCCACCAAGCUGAAGAGCCUCAUCCGCCUGGUGAAGUACUGGUUCCAAAUGUGUCGCUCGGAUCUGAAGAAGCCUCUGCCGCCGCAGUAUGCGCUGGAGCUCCUGACAGUUUAUGCCUGGGAGCAAGGGAGCAGGAACACGGAUUUCAGCACGGCCCAGGGGUUUCGGACCGUUUUGACACUGAUCCUGAAGUACGAGCAGUUCUGCAUCUUCUGGGAGAAGUAUUACGACUUUACACACCCUUAUAUCGGGAACUACCUGGAGGACCAGCUCAGCAAGCCCAGGCCCGUCAUCCUGGACCCGGCUGACCCCACGUGCAACGUGGCGGGUGGAAGCGCCUCCCAUGACCGCUGGGAGAACCUGGCACGCGCGGCUGAGACCUGGUUGUGUUACCCGUGCUUCAGGAACUGGGACGGUUCCCUCGUGUACCCCUGGGAGGUGCCGCCUGCGUUAAAGGUCAAGACUCGAAGCUUCUACGCCAACAACACCGAGGUACAUAUCCUGAACUGCAGCGAGUACUCCAGAGAUUACCCCAGAGAGUACCCCAGAGGGUAUCCCAGAGAGUACCCCAGAGAGUCUCCCAGAGAGUACCCCAGAGAGUACCCCAGGUUCCCGAAGAGCUACACACCAUGCCCACCCCCAGUGGAGGAGGGCUGGUCCUGCUCCAUCCUCACACCUUCAGGGGAAGCCGCCGCCGGCCGCUGUCGCCCCGUGCGGGACAUGGACGUGUACCGCACCCCCGCGGGCUCGCUGGACUCGCUGGUGGCCAGCUGCCUGCUGCCCCCGUCCGCGUUCGAGCGCGCCGCGCGCCGCGCCCUGGGCGCACUGGGAGCCGCGCUGCAAGAGCGCAGGGGCCUCCCCGGCGCGCAGUGGAGCGUCCAGAAGAUCGUCAAGGGGGGCUCCUCCGGCCGGGGCACGGCCCUGAGGGGCGGCUGCGAUGCGGAGCUCAUCAUCUUCCUGGACUGCUUCAAGAGCUAUGAGGACCAGGGGCCCCUGCGGCCCAGCAUCCUCCGGGAGAUGCGAGCGGUGCUGGAGGCCUGGAGGCAGGAGCCCCUCCAGGACCUGAGCCUGGAACUGCCCACGCAGAACACCCCCGGGCUUGUGCAGUUCCGACUGGCAUCCCCGGACUCAGAGCACUGGAUGGACGUCAGCCUGGUGCCGGCCUUUGACGCCCUGGGGCCGCUCAGCUCAGGUGCCAAGCCCGAGCCCCGGGUCUACUCCACCCUCCUGGACAGCGGCUGCCCGGGGGGCGAGCACGCCGCCUGCUUCGCGGAGCUGCGGAGAAACUUCGUGAACACUCGGCCGGCCAAGCUGAAGAAUCUGCUGCUGCUGGUGAAGCACUGGUACCGCCAGGUGCUCCCCCCGGGGGUGAGCAGGGAGCAGCUGCCUCCCGCCUACGCCCUGGAGCUGCUGACCAUCUUCGCCUGGGAGCAGGGCUGCGGGCAGCCGGCCUUCAGCCUGGCCCAGGGCCUCCGCACCGUCCUGGGCUUGCUCCAGCGGUACCAGCACCUGUGUGUAUUCUGGACCCUCAACUAUGGCUUCGAGGACCCCGUCCUUGCCCAGCUGCUGCAGCGCCAGCUCCAGAGACCCAGGCCCGUGAUCCUGGACCCAGCGGACCCCACAUGGGAUGUGGGGGGCGGGCCGAGGUGGCGCUGGGAUGUGCUGGCCCAGGAGGCCGAGUCCUGCUUCAACCAACCGUGCUUCCUGCAAGCGGCCGGCAGCUGUGUGCAGCCCUGGGACGGGCAUGACCUUCCGCGGUCCGGGUGCCCAGGUUUGGAUCACCCCAUCCAUCCAGUCCCGGUGCCCAUAGAACCCCAGGACAGCAGGAGCCAUGAGACUGUCGGGCCCGGUGUGGCGAGCGCACAGCCUCCUCGUCCAGCCCCCAGCACCGGGACUCUCGCAGCCCCCUCUGCGCCAGCGACGGGUUCAGGUCUGGGUCAGGUCCCCGCCAAGCAGCUGGACCGCUUCAUUGAGGACCACCUGAGGCCGAGCCCACAGUCCCAGAGGCUGGUGGGCCAGGCCCUGGACGGCAUCUUGCGGCACCUCCAGAAGCACAGCAUCCACAAGGCCUCGAGAGCCUGCAAGGGCGGCUCCUUCGGCCGCGGCACGGACCUCAGGGACAGCAGCGACGCAGAGCUCAUCCUGUUCGUCAAUGGUUUCAAGAACCACAAGGACCAGGAGUCCCGCCGUGCCGAGGUCCUCGAUGAGAUGCGGGCACAGCUGGAAUCCCUGGGGAGCCCCGCCCCUGGGCUGAGCCUCAAGUUUCGUGAGCAGCAGGAACCUGGGGACCUGAAGUUCCAGCUGGUGCCAGAGGCCGCAGAAGGCGGGACAGACGUCAGCCUGCUGCCUGUCUUUGAUGCUCUGGGGCCGCUCAGCUCAGGUGCCAAGCCCGAGCCCCGGGUCUACUCCACCCUCCUGGACAGCGGCUGCCCGGGGGGCGAACACGCCGCCUGCUUCGCGGAGCUGCGGAGAAACUUCGUGAACACUCGGCCGGCCAAGCUGAAGAACCUGCUGCUGCUGGUGAAGCACUGGUACCGCCAGGUCGCGGCACGGAAGGAAGGACAGUCUGAGGGGGCCUCGCUGCCCUGUGCCUAUGCCUUGGAACUCCUCACCAUCUACGCCUGGGAGCAAGGCUGCAAGAAAGACCAGUUCCACAUGGCCCAGGGCCUCGCCACCGUCCUGGGGCUCGUGCAGCAACACCCCCAGCUCUGCGUCUACUGGACGGUCAACUACGACCUGGAGGACCCGGCUCUGAGGAUGCACCUGCUCCGGCAGCUCCACAAACCCAGACCCCUGAUCCUGGAUCCUGCCGAUCCCUCCUGGAACGUGGCCCAAGGAAACUGGGAGCUGCUGGCCCAGGAAGCGGCGGCCCUGAGGACCGAGGCCUGCCUGAUGAACUCAGAAGAGACGCCCGUGGCCCCCUGGGAUGUGAUGCCCGCCCUACUGAGCCAGACCCCAGCAGGGGGCCUGGACAAGUUCAUCAGCGACUUUCUCCAGCCCGACCGCCGCUUCCUGGCUCAGGUGAACAAGGCCGUGGACAUCAUCUGUGCGUUCCUGCGGGAUAACUGCUUCCGGGGUUCUACCACCAAGGUGCUCAAGGUAGUCAAGGGCGGGUCUUCAGCCAAGGGCACGGCGCUGCGGGGCCGCUCGGACGCCGACCUGGUGGUCUUCCUCAGCUGCUUCGGGCACUUCACGGAGCAGGGCAGCCGGCGGGCCGAGAUCAUCUCUGAGAUCCGCAGGCAGCUUGAGGCGUGCCAGCGGGCGCAACAGUUCGAGGUGGCCUUUGAGAUCUCCAAGUGGGACAAUCCCCGCGUGCUGAGUUUCUCGCUGUCUUCCCGGACGCUGCUGGACCAGAGUGUGGACUUUGACGUCCUACCAGCCUUCGACGCCCUGGGCCAGCUGGUGCCGGGCUCCAGGCCCAGCCCCCAGGUGUACCUGGACCUCAUCCACAGCUACCACAACGCGGGCGAGUUCUCAUGCUGCUUCACCGAGCGCCAGCGCGACUUCAUCUCCAUGCGACCCACCAAGCUCAAGAGUCUCAUCCGCCUGGUGAAGCACUGGUAUCGCCAGUGCAGCCGGAUGCCCAGCGGCCGGGGCUCACUGCCCCCGCAGCACGGGCUGGAGCUGCUGACCGUCUACGCCUGGGAGCAGGGCAGUGGGGACCAGCAGUUCAGCAUGGCCGAGGGCUUCCGCACCGUCCUGGAGCUGGUCACGCAGUACCGCCAGCUCUGCAUCUACUGGACCACCAACUACGACAACCAGACCCUGGAGGGCUUCCUGGAGCAGCAGCUGCAGAAGCCCAGGCCCAUCAUCCUGGAUCCAGCUGACCCCACAGGCAACCUAGGCCAGUGUGCCCGCUGGGACCUGCUGGCCAAAGAAGCCACAGCCUACAUGAGUGCCCCGUGCUGCCUGGGCAGGGACGGCAAGGCCAUUGAGCCCUGGCCUGUGAAGGCUGCUGUGUGUCGCUCAGAAAACCAGUAACGGUACUAGGUGGACAGAGGGCAGCCGCGCUCAGGACGGGAUGUGGGGCCGCCUGCUGGACCCUUGCACUCGUGUGUGGGAGAGAGGCAGAGCCUCGCCCCUCCUCUGCCUUCCUUCCCGGCAUCCACCCACCUCCUGGGCUGCCCCUGUGUCAGGCCCUCCCAGAGGGUCCCCAGAUCGCCCCCUCGCUGCUCGCCAGGCUCUGGCUGCCGGGUUGGGCGCCAGUGUGGGCUCCCAGCUUCUCCUGUGCCCCCUCCUCCACAGCCUCUCAGUGCCCAUCACCCCCAACCCCCAAACCUUCCUUCUGAAACCCAUGGCAGCCUCCCCUCCAUCCUUGACCCAAGAACUGUUGGUGGGAACGGCAGCCACAGUGGGCCAGUCUUCGAAGGAUUUUUGAAAAAUGGAUGAUUCACUAAGACGAGUCAGAGGCUCAUCCGUCAGUGAUGUCUGCUGUGGACCACCCAGCCAUUUGUGAUGGAUGCCGUGUGUCGGCCAUGGACCAAAUUAUCAUUAGUGAUGUUUGCCACGGACCAACCAAGUCCAUUAGUGAUGUUCAGUGGGGGCAUGAGCAGGAGAACUGAGGUCACGUUUGCCCGCCCAACCAGGGAUGCUUUAUCUGG